Messenger RNA from Cladocopium goreaui, 1735 nucleotides. NCBI's taxonomy places the organism in Eukaryota, Dinophyceae, Suessiales, Symbiodiniaceae. The record is from the annotation of a GenBank genome assembly.
CUGGUACAGAUCUCCCAAUGGCAUCGAUGCCUAAAGUGGCAUCACAGCGUGCUGGGUGAGCGGGUGGCAAUGCAGCUGGAGAUUGUGGUGGUCAAAGCAGCAGGGCUGAAGCACGACGGGCGACACUGCGUGGAGUUUCUUCUUGAUGGCCAUGGCCCAGAACGUACCCCAUGGGUGGAAGACUUCUACGAUGGUGCUGGCAUGGUUGUUCAACCCAAGAACUUCCAGAACAGCAAGAGGACCAUUGCGCUGAAGGGCAGUUUGGCAAAUUAUGAAGGUGCUUUCCUUCACAUGACCCUCUACCAUCAGAGGACUUUGAGAGACGACAAGAGAGCGGCGGAGGCUCACUUGCCCUUCUCCCGCAUUGCCAAGGGCUUCAGCGGAUGGGUGGCCCUGGAGCACAAGGAAAAAUACGGAGGCAAAGUAUUCAUAGAUGUGAACCUCAAGGAGGGAGUGCAAUUGCCCCUUGGGCCAGCGCCAGUACCAGCUUCAGACCACGCUGCAAUGGAUCCACAGGUUGCGGAGCAGAUGGCGAUUCUGGCAAGCAUUCAAUCCAGCAAAUCUUCUGAGACUCACAAGCCUCAUCAGCCCAAGGCACCACAGGCGACCCAAGCCGCAUGGCCAGAGUGGCCGACGCAGGCACCACCUACGUUGCCCAUAUCAACAAGCCAGCCUGUGGCAGCACCAGCGCCCGUGGCGCUCAAAGAUGCAGAGCCGCCACAGUGGCUGUCAUGGCCCAGAUUCCGGGCAGCUUUGGAUUCGGGCUCGGAUCUACGAGCACUACCUGGCCAUAGCACUUCAGCAAGUGGGCGAAGGAAGGCUCUUUUGAUUGCAAUGAACUAUCCUGGCACCGCAGCAGAGCGCAGAUGUGGUGGAAAUGACUUGGACAAAGUCACUGGAAUCUUGUUGAGGCUUGGCUUUCCAGAUGAAUGGAUCUUGAGCCUCUCUGAUUUUCGAGAGCCAAGCGGGCCAAGCACUGCAAGACAAAUUGAUCGACCCAGCAAAGCCAAUAUCAUAGCAGCUUUGCGCUGGUUGACACACAACGCAGUGGCAGGAGAUGUCCUCUUCUUUCACUACAGUGGUCACGGUGUACUGCAUGAAGAUGCUACAGGGGAGUUGCUGGAUGCCUAUUGUCCUUCUGAUUUUGCAGAGGCUGGGUAUUUGCCAACUCGGGACUGCUAUGACCUGAUUUCCUCGUUGCCAGCUGGCGUCCGGCUCACUAUGUUGGCCGAUUGCUGCGUGCCUUGUGCAUGUCCACAACUCCCAUUCCUUUGGGAUGCUGGGCACAAACAAUGGAUGGCGACGAGUCUCCCAACUGGAGCAAAAGCCGACGUGGUAGGUCUUGGUGGAAACAGCGAGGGCGAAAUGACGCCGCUGCAGCUGGCUGAGGCUCAAGCAGCUGAGCAUGGACCAGUGACUGGAGCCUUCCUUCGGGCGAUGCAGGACCUGGCGGGACAGCGCAAAGGUCCAGUGACCUAUGCAGAGCUCUUGGCCGAAGCCUCGCGACACCUGCAAGGCACCGCCCAAGAAUUCUUGCAGCUCUCUGCCACUAAAUUGUUCGACCCAGCUUCUCGCACCUUCCGCUUCUUCGAUGCGAUCUCUGAGUAGCGGCUUGAUGCGGCUUGUAAGAUUUCUAUGUACGUAGCAAAUGCAGUGAAUGCUCUGAACUGCACAUUGGUUUUAGGUUUGCUGAAAAGACUGCAAGCCAGUGCAAGUCUGUCAUUGUCGUUUACCA